GUUUCUCAAUGCGGCUAUGCUUCCGACCUUGAUUGCCAUAUUGGCCUCGUCUUCGGUUGCGGCCAAAACUUGCUCACCAUUGAAGAACAGGGACAUUUUCUCCACUGUGGAGGUUGAGGUUGGAACGCCAUCCCAGAGGUUUGAGCUGGUGGCAGAUACAGGCAGCAACACUCUGAUUGUGCAGUCCUGCGUAUGCCAGGAGCUGGGCUCAUGUCCUAGUAGCUUUGGGAGGUGUUUUCGUGGCAAUGCAACCUCUACCUUCUCCAUCGCUAGGAGCCAGAAUGGAGAUGGUGAUCCCCAUGUUUGGAUUCUGAAGUAUGGCAGUGGUGACAUAGAGGCGCUGGUGACUACAGACUUUGUCUCUGUAGGAAGCUACACCGCCCGCAUGAACAGCAGUCUUCUCCUGAUGGUGAGCCAAUCACUGAACUUUGACGCCAGCUUCGAAGGCAUUUUGGGCCUAGGGGUUCCCAACGUCACGGCGAAGAUUGGACCAGCAGGAGGUACACACAGGCAACCGGAGGUCCUCACAAGUUUCUUGGAUGGUGCCAGGGUGAACCACUUCUCGUUGUGUUUCAACUCUGGCAACGAUGGUGUUUUAGCUCUUGACUAUGAGACCGCUGCAAAGCCUUUGGCCAGCACCUCGCGUGAGCAUUGGCAAUUGAAAUUGCUGGGAGCCAGUGUGGCUGGACAUCAGAUUUCAAUGGGCCAGGAUACGGCCAAACAUUCAGCGAUUCCGGACUCUGGAACCACUUUAAUCACAGGACCCCAGGAGCAGAUUGCAGCCUUGCUGGAGUCGAUUUGUGAAAAGUGGCCGCGAUGCAAGACAGCCAGAGAGGAACUCAAUAUCGCAAUGGUCCAAACGCUCUCCAAGACAGCAUCCAAAGGUGGAGUUGCCAGUCGUUCCAAGACCAGGUUGCUGGAUGCUUAUGCAAGAUGGCAUGAAAGUUCUGCAGGUGCUUUUGCCCAGGCCAAUGCCUCCUUCACGGGCUCUGGCGCCUUUGCUUUGCAGAUGCUGAUGGAGGAUUGUAGCAGCUGGAAGACGGGGGUUCACUUGAAUGCUGAGAUGCCUACCAUCAAGCUUCAUCUUGAAGGAGCAGAUGGAACCAAUCAGGACGUCCAACUUCUCCCCAGCAGCUAUGUGGCGGAGGUCACUGCGAAUGCCAUGGUCUGGACUCAAAAGUACUUGCUAGGUAUUCUGCCGUACUGGUGGCCUGAGCUUGAAGAAGAUUCGAGUUGUGCCACUCUGCUGGGCAGCGCGGAAUAUGUGGGCCACCAGGUCUGGAUUCUGGGGACCCCACUCUUCUACAACCGCCGUGUUCACUUCGACCUUGGUUCACCUCCAAGUGUUGGCUUCAGUGACGAGCCAUGUGGCAGCUGUGUUUCUGGAGAGUACCAGAAUGACAUCUCCCUGGCCCAAAGUCACAGUGCUGGCAUGCGGCAACUGAGACACCCUGGCAGAGUUCCGUGGCCGAAAACCUCUGAGUCGUACUGA
Molecule: messenger RNA, 1492 nt
Organism: Cladocopium goreaui
Lineage: Eukaryota; Dinophyceae; Suessiales; Symbiodiniaceae
Source: the annotation of a GenBank genome assembly